AGGUCCCUUCACCAGGAACUUGACCUUGCGGGCGUUGGAACUGAGGCGGUCACCAGUGUCAAUGCCCAGCUUGAGGCACACCGCGCUGAUCAUACGGCGAAUCUGUCACCAAGAGAACCCAUUAACUUGCUGUGUGAGAGAGGCGGCGGAGUAUCCUGCUGUGGUGAUGGUGGCGUUGUGACCUACCCUUGACCUGCACAGCCUGCCCGCGCCCCCCACAGGGUCAAGAUGAAGGCCAUUUUGAAGUACAUUGAGGUGGAGAACUUCAAGUCUUACCGGGGCAUGUAUCAUGUGGGCCCCCUCAAGCCAUUCACGGCUGUCAUCGGCCCCAACGGCUCAGGCAAGUCAAAUUUCAUGGACGCCAUAUCGUUCGUGAUGGGAGAGAAGACGUCCAGUUUACGAGUGAAGCGACUGAGUGACCUGAUCCACGGCGCCUCCAUCGGCCAGCCCAUCUCCCGCUCCGCCCACGUCACCGCUGUCUUUGAGAUGGAGGACGGCCGGGAGAAACGGUUCACUCGCAUGGUCCAGGGCUCCUCCUCAGACCACAAGAUCAAUGGAGAGGUGGUCAGCAGCCAGACGUACCUGAAGGAGCUGGAGUCGCUGGGCAUCAACGUGAAGGGCAAGAACUUCCUAGUGUUUCAGGGAGCUGUGGAGUCCAUCGCCAUGAAGAACCCCAGGGAGAGGACCGCACUGUUUGAGGAGAUCAGCGGCUCUGGUGCCCUGAAGGAGGAGUAUGACCGUCUGAAGGGUGAGAUGCUGAAGGCGGAGGAGGACACACAGUUCACCUACCAGAAGAAGAAGGGCAUCGCUGCAGAGAGGAAGGAGGCCAAGCAGGAGAAGGAGGAGGCCGAGCGCUACCAGAGACUCAAGGAUGAACUGGGAGAGAAGCAGGUGGAGAUGCAGCUGUUCCGCCUGUACCACAAUGAGAAGGAGAUAGCGGAAUUUGAGAAGGAGGCGCGGAGGAAGCAUGGGGACUUGGAGAAGGUGGAGAAGAAGAAGGAGAAGGCGGAGGAGGUGCUGAAGGAGAAGAAGAAGGAGCAGACCAGAGUGUCCAGGGAAAUGGCCAAAAUGGAACAGGACAACAGGGAACUGGAGUCCGAGGUGAACAAGCGACGCCCAACAUUCAUCAAGGCGAAGGAGCGGGUGACACACAUGCAGAAGAAGGCAGACUCGGCGAGGAAGUCCCUGGGUCAGGCCAUCAAGGCGCACAACGCACACAUGGAUGACAUCAGGGAGCUGGAGAACGAACUGCAGGAGGUGGAGAAGAAGAGGGCAGAGUUUGAAGAUCAGGUGUCCCAGGAUUCAGAAAGUCAAGGCAAGAGUGUACAGCUGGAGGAGGUACAAGUGAAGGAGUACCACAAACUAAAGAAUGCGGCAGCCAGAAAGUCGGCUCAAUACCUCCAGGAACUUGACUCUAUCAAUCGGGAGCAGAAGUCAGACCAGGACCGCCUCGACAAUGCCCAGCGGAGGACGGCAGAGAUUGAGAACAGGCUGCGGCAGAAGGGACACGAGCUGGAGGAGGCACAGAAGAGGGUGGAGAAGCUCAUGGACCACAUACGCCAGUCGGAAACUUCUCUUGAAGAUCAGAAGAAGCUCAGACAGGAGCUGGUGUCCGAUGUGGGUUACAGCAAGGAGAGGAUCACACAGUUGCAGGAGCAGUUGGAGAGUGUGACGGAGCAGCUGGGUGACGCACGGGUGGACAAGCACGAGGACUCCCGCCGCAAGAAGAAGCAGGAGAUUGUGGAGAACUUCAAGCAGCUGUACCAGGGAGUGUAUGACAGGAUGAUCAACAUGUGCCAGCCCAUCCAUAAGAGGUACAAUGUGGCCAUCACCAAGGUGCUGGGCAAGUACAUGGAGGCCAUCGUGGUGGACACGGAGAAGACGGCCCGGCAGUGUGUGCAGUACCUGAAGGACCAGAUGCUGGACCCUGAGACCUUCCUGCCACUGGACUACAUCCAGGCCAAGCCGCUGAAGGAGCGCCUCAGGAACAUCAAGGACCCCCGCAACGUGAAGCUGCUGUACGAUGUGCUGCAGUACGAUCCCCCGGAGAUCAAGCGGGCUGUGCUGUUCGCCACAAACAAUGCGCUGGUGUGCGAGACGCCGGAGGACGCCUCCAAGGUGGCCUAUGACAUGGAGGACGGCCACCGCUACGACGCUGUGGCCCUCGACGGAACAUUCUUCUCCAAAUCCGGCAUUAUCUCUGGCGGCAGCUUGGACCUGGCACGCAAGGCCAAGCGGUGGGAUGAGAAGCACCUGUCCAACCUGAAGGCCUCCAAGGAGAAGCUGACGGAGGAGCUGCGGGAGGCCAUGAAGAAGUCCAGGAAGGAGUCUGAGCUGAAUACUGUGGAGUCGCAGGUGAGGGGCAUCGAGACCCGCCUCAAGUACUCCCGCACCGACAAGGAGACCACGGAGAAGCAGAUCGCACAGCUGCAGGUGGAGAUUGACCGGCUGAAGGGGGAGCUGGACACCUUCGAGCCACAGCUGCACGACAUAGAGAAGACCAUGUCGGAGCGGGAGGCGCUGAUGAGCGACGUCAAGGAGAAGAUGAACACCGUGGAGGACGUAGUCUUCGCAGACUUCUGCAAGAGCAUCGGUGUGACCAACAUCCGGCAGUAUGAGGAGCGGGAGCUGCAGGCGCAGACCGACCGUGCCAACAGACGCUUCGAGUUUGAGAAGCAAAAGAACAGAAUCCUCAACCAGCUGGAGUUUGAGCGGUCCAGGGACACACAGAGCAAUGUGGCGCGCUGGGAGCGGGCCGUGCAGGAUGACGAGGAUGCCCUGGAGCAGGCCAAGCAGGCUGAGCAGAAGCAGAUGGCAGAGAUAGACAAGUCAAUGAGGGAGCUGGACAAGAAGCGAUCGGAGAAGCUGGCCAAGAAGUCCGAGCUGGAUGAGAUGGACGAGGAGAUCGGGAAGGCGCGGCGAGAGGUGGGCACCAUCGCCAAGGACAUCCAGAGUGUUCAGAAGCAGAUCAACUCAACGGAACACAAGAUGGAGCAGAAGAGAGGAGAGAGACACUCCAUCCUGAAGCAGUGCAAGAUGGACGACAUUCUGCUGCCCAUGACUCGCGGCAACAUGGAGGACAUAGAAAACGAGGGCAGGGAGGCGGGGGAAUCCACCUUAGAGUACUUCGGGAUGAACACACAGAUGAUGUACGAGAAGGAGUCCCGCAUAGUGAUGGACUACUCGCUGCUGUCCGAGACCCACAAGGAGCUGGACGAUGCCGAUGAUGUGCACAAGGCGGAGAAACGCAUGCAGAAACACAUCAACGACCUCAUGAACACCAUCCAGCGCAUCCAGGCGCCUAACAUGAAGGCGAUGCAGAAGCUGGACCUGGCGCGGGAGAAGCUGCAGGAGACCAACUCAGAAUUUGACAACGCCCGGAAAAGAGCCAAGAAAGCCAAGCAGGCGUUUGAGCGAGCCAAGAAGGAACGCUACGACAAGUUCAUGGCUUUCUUUGAGCACGUGUCCAACGAGAUUGACGGCAUCUAUAAGGCUUUGGCCAAGAACCCGUCAGCACAAGCGUUCCUGGGGCCAGAGAACCCUGAGGAGCCUUACCUGGACGGCAUCAACUACAACUGUGUAGCGCCCGGCAAACGGUUCCAGCCCAUGUCCAACCUGUCUGGCGGGGAGAAGACCAUCGCUGCCCUGGCCCUGCUCUUUGGCAUCCACAGUUACCAGCCGGCUCCAUUCUUUGUGCUGGAUGAGAUCGAUGCAGCGCUGGACAACACCAACAUUGGCAAGGUGGCGUCCUACAUCCGGGAGAAGAAGGAGCAACUGCAGACCAUUGUUAUCUCACUCAAGGAAGAGUUUUACCAGAACGCUGAUGCUCUCGUCGGGAUCUGCCCUGAUCCUGGGGAGUGCCUGAUCAGCAAGGUGUUGACGCUGGACAUGGAGUGGUACCCGCUGCAGAAGGUGCCAGAGACAGUUGGUCCAUUUGGCCCCCAGUGAGGAGGAAGCACAAGAAUGAAGGAGGAGGAGGAGGAGUGCCAGCAGUAAGAUGACCAAGAGGAGAAGAGAAGCAGAGACCAGUAGUGUUUUUAUAAUAGUGGCAGAUUGUGAAGGGAUUAGUUGUAUGUUUGUGUUAGGCAGCAGUUAAGUCUCCUGUGUACCGUUGUGUGACUCCCAGUGAUGGAUGAACAGUGUGUGUGUGUGGUAAGUAUAGUGUUUUGAGUCAAUGGUGAAAGAGAGGCUGUGAUGAGUGAGUGUGUUUUUUGAGUCUAUGGUGAAAGAGAGGCUGUGAUGGGUGAUUGUGUUUUGAGUCUAUGGUGAAAGAGAGGCUGUGACGAGUGAGUGUGAUUCAUACUUUGUAGUGAGAGAGUAACAAGUGAAGGUAAAUCAUAUAAAAUAGCCUAUAUUAGGUUAACACUUCAUUUUAAAAUACAAAUAAAUGUUCUUUAGGUUUUUACUCUAUUGUGUAUAUAUAAAUUUUAUAUAUAUGAAUGUCCCGGCUGACUUAUCACUUCUUUUAGUCUGGAAUGCUAACUCUAUGAUGCCAGCUGGUGACUCCCUUAAUGGUAUAUUAGUGCCCCUAAUGAGACAUUACUAGUAUUGUUAGUUGAAUGUUUGUGUUUGUGUGUAUGAUGUGUUUUGUUAUUUUUUUUGUAAAUUUUGAUGGCUUUGUUUUGUGUGUCUGUGGGGGGGAGGGAGGGUCUGUGGUGAGUGACUGUGGGUUUGUAAACAUACUGUGGGCGGUGGAUAUGAGAGAGAGAGAGAGAGAGAGAGAGAGAGAGAGAGAGAGAGAGAGAGAGAGAGAGAGAGAGAGAG
Molecule: messenger RNA, 4764 nt
Organism: Portunus trituberculatus (swimming crab)
Lineage: Eukaryota; Metazoa; Arthropoda; Malacostraca; Decapoda; Portunidae
Gene: SMC1
Product: structural maintenance of chromosomes protein 1A-like
Biological process (GO): sister chromatid cohesion
Cellular component (GO): nucleus; chromosome; cohesin complex
Molecular function (GO): ATP hydrolysis activity; ATP binding; DNA binding
Source: RefSeq, a predicted model, not a curated record